UUCGAGAAAAUGAGUGGACGCGGCAAAGGAGGAAAAGGACUCGGAAAAGGAGGCGCGAAGCGUCACCGGAAAGUUCUUCGUGAUAACAUCCAAGGUAUCACCAAGCCCGCUAUCCGCCGUCUGGCCCGCCGUGGCGGUGUGAAGCGUAUUUCCGGUCUAAUCUACGAGGAGACCCGUGGUGUGCUCAAGGUGUUCCUCGAGAACGUGAUCCGUGACGCUGUUACCUACACUGAGCACGCGAAGAGGAAGACUGUGACCGCCAUGGACGUGGUGUACGCUCUGAAGAGGCAGGGUCGCACUCUGUAUGGUUUCGGAGGUUAAAUCCACAGCUCGACUCCACAACACAACGGCUCUUUUAAGAGCCACACA
Molecule: messenger RNA, 369 nt
Organism: Pundamilia nyererei
Lineage: Eukaryota; Metazoa; Chordata; Actinopteri; Cichliformes; Cichlidae
Product: histone H4
Exons: 1
Coding region: 10-321 (103 amino acids)
Cellular component (GO): nucleosome
Molecular function (GO): DNA binding; protein heterodimerization activity; structural constituent of chromatin
Source: RefSeq, a predicted model, not a curated record